Molecule: messenger RNA, 441 nt
Organism: Emiliania huxleyi CCMP1516
Lineage: Eukaryota; Haptophyta; Isochrysidales; Noelaerhabdaceae
Exons: 3
Coding region: 1-441 (146 amino acids)
Cellular component (GO): cytoplasm
Source: RefSeq, a predicted model, not a curated record
AUGGGGAACCAGGCCUCGGCCGGCCGGCCGCCACAGGUGUCUCCGGAGCAUUUGCGGCCGAGUCCGAAGGUGUCCCAGCGCGCCGAGUUUGACGAGCGCGCCCUGCGCCGCGCCAUCCUCGAGCGCCGGCUCGCGCCGUGCACGAGGGGCCAGGAUGAGGCCUCGCCGCACCUGGACGAGUGCCCCAUCUGCAUGCUAAACUUUCCGGGCGGGCUGAACCGCUCCUCGUGCUGCAAGCAGCCAAUCUGCACCGAGUGCUACCUGCAGGUGGCGCCGCGCAUGUCGUCGCGCGGGGUCAGCUGCCCCUUUUGCAAGAAGGACAACUACACCGUGGGCUACUUUGGCCCGCCCUCCGCCGCCGCCCGUGCAAAGGCGAGGCAGGAGGAGCAGCUCGCGCUCGCCUCCGCGCGGAAAGAGCCCGAGCCGGCGCGCGGCAACUAG